CAGGCUGCGCAGUGCCAAGCCGCCUUCCUUUGUGACGAGACCUGCCCGCAUCCGCGCCUCUGUUGGUCCGAGCUACAGGGAGGCAGAUCCCCCUCCUGAAGGUGCUGUGACACGGCGGCGUCCCGCGUGGUGGCACCUCCCCGGCCGCGGCGGCGCGGCGAUGAUCCGCGAGUGCCGCCACGACGCUCUUCUGUGACGCAGCUCCGAAGAUUGAUAGACAGCAGCAAGCGGAGGCUACGAGGCCUUCUGCGGCGCCGCCCGCGCCCCGCGGAGCCAGACUCGGCCUCCAGGCCCCUUAUAAGGCGGAGAGGGUGUACGCGUGUGAGGGAUGGGGUACCUGGCGUGUCCCGUGUGUGAGCGGGAGUCCCUGGUCAACGUGAGCGACCUCCAGCAACGAGUCGCGACCGCCCUCAUCCGGCCUCUUUCCUGCCCCAUCUGCAGCGCCUCCGUCAGCGGGCUUCAGGCUUUCCACCACCACCUGGCCGCCCAUCUCCCCAACCAACACAAUCCUUACGCCGACGCGACGCCGCCCACGCCCGUGCACAAUGUGUCGGGAUACACGCCCACGCACUCCCCCGACGCCAUUCCGAACCUGGAGCACCUGGAGAUCAGCGACGGCGCAGGAUCGCCCCGCAGCCCCUCCGUCGGGGUCCGGAAGGCGCCGGAGGAGCGGGAGUGCACGGUGGAGCGGUCGGCGUCCUCCAAGUCCCUGCAGGAUCUGAGCCCCGCCCCGGCGCAGGAGCACGCGAGCAGCAACUGCGACCUGUGCGGGCUGGUGUUCUCGUCCGAGCACUUCCUCAGGAUCCACAAGGACAUCAUCCACACCAAGAGCGACUUCUUCGACGUGUCGUGCAAGCUGUGCAAGGAGAAGUUCAAGGACUUCGAGGCGUACCGCCAGCACGUGCGCGAGAGCCACAGCGACCGCCGCUACAUCUGCGACCAGUGCCCCAAGACGUUCAAGAUGAAGGGCAGCCUGCUGGUGCACACGCGCAUGUUCCACGACCCCUGCUCGCCCGGCAAGUGCCAGGUGUGCAGCAAGACCUUCACCACGAAGGCCCGCAAGGAACUGCACGAGAAGCGCUACCACGGAAUCGGCCUCGAGCACCUGUUCGCGGCGGGCAAGGCGUCGCCGCCGUCGCCCUCGCGCCAGCAAAGGGCGGCGAGCUCCUCCGCCCUCGGGGACGCGAAGAACUGGCUGGAGACGCUGGUGACGGAGAACAAGUGCAUGGGAGACGCCUCGCUCAGGAUGCACGAGCAGGCGGGGCAGCCCUCGCCCGCGCUGCCCUUCUCUCACCCGUCGCCGACGCAGCUGCAGUUCCAGACGGCGCCCGGCCUGAAGAUGCCGCAGCAGUUCCCCCUGGCAGAGCACCCACUCGACCAGGCGUUCGGGGGGCAGGAUCACUGCGACGUGCUGGGCCGCGACGACCCGCUCCACCAGCCGAUGGCGCUGGACCCCACCGACGCCCUUCAGCAGGACGCGCAGGCCCUCGGACGGGGGCGGGCCAGGGACGCGCACCCCUGGACGCCAGAGUGCCAGCCGCACAUAUUCGGCCAGGACGUGAUGCAGGCCAAGAUGUCGCCGGAGGGCCACGCGUCGCCCUUCAAGCCGAGCGCCGCGCCCCCCGCGCACGCCCUCUUGCCGCACGCCUUCCCCGGCAGCCGGGCCGGCGUGGACUGCUCGGAGCUGAAGCAGGAGAAGCUCUCGCUGUCGGCGUCCUCGUGCUCGGAGACGGGCGUUCCCCGCAUCGUGGGCGGCCACCCGCAGCAGAGCCCCGUGGCGGUGGUGUGCACCCGCGGAGGCGCGCAGGAACAGCUUCCCGCUCGUCAGCCUCAGCAAACCCGCCCUCCCGGCCGCCGACGCGACGCGCCUCCACGCCGGCAGCUACGUCAGCGAGUUUUCCCUGGCGGGCUCCGGCGGCGUGCCCAUGUCGCCCGCCGUGUGCCCGCCGGCCGCGGGGGACAAGGCGCUCGGCCCCUUCCCCGCGUCGCAGCCGCUCCUGUACCACCCGGGCCACGCCAGCCUGCACGUGGCCAGCUACAGCCCGGGCCUCGCGCUCAUCGGCGGCGCCCCCGACUCCAAGGUGGGCGUGCGCGUGCCGCCCAUCGCCAUUCCCGCCGCGCAGAUGUACGCGGGCGACAAGCUGAAGGAGUCGCCCGACAGCCCCGGCCAGAUGGCGAAGGCGCUGGACGGCGGCGGCGCCCCGGACGCCCUGCCGGCGCCCGAGGCCGAGGGCGGCGACGCGGCGGCGACGCGCCCGCAGGAACCGCCCUGCGAAGGGAGGCCCGACGGAGGGCGCUCGCGCCCCGGCGCCGCAGGUGGCAACGCCGCGGCGUCUUCCAAGAAGGAGGGCGGGGGCGGCAAGGGGGACGCCAAGCAGUGGGAGUGUGAAGUCUGCAAGAAAUCCUUCACCACGAAAUACUUCCUGAAGAAGCACAAGCGUCUGCACACAGGUGAGACCCCGUACGCCUGCGAGGAAUGCGGCAAGACCUUCACCUUCCAGCAGAGUUACCACAAGCACAUCCUGUAUCAUUCGGACGACAAACCUCACCAGUGUUCGUACUGCGGCCGAGCCUUCAAGGAGAUGUCCACGCUGCACAACCACGUCAGGAUACAUACAGGGGAGAAGCCUUUUGUGUGCGAGACUUGUGGGAAAGCCUUCAGGCAGCGGGUGUCCUACUUAGUGCACCAGAGAAUCCACACCGGCGUCAUGCCCUAUACUUGUGACGUGUGCAACAGAUCCUUUAGAUAUAAGGUGAGUCUGCGCUCCCAUCGCUGCGAGCCCAACGCCGGGUCUUCGCCGGCAGGAGGGGGGUCGCGGAAGGAAUUCGCAGGAGGAGAGAGGGGGAGAGGGAGUCCUGCGACGCCCAUCGCCGCCCACGCUGCGCUGCCGACCCUCACGCCCCUAAGGACGGCGGCCACCACGGUGGGCGCCCCGGCCGUCGCGGGCAAGGCGGGCGAGGCAGGCGCCGGGGACUCCGCGCUGAUGCCGCUGCCCUCGCCCUCGCCCACAGCGGGAGUCAGCAGGGAGGCCGACGUCCCAGCU
Molecule: messenger RNA, 3044 nt
Organism: Penaeus monodon (black tiger shrimp)
Lineage: Eukaryota; Metazoa; Arthropoda; Malacostraca; Decapoda; Penaeidae
Product: zinc finger protein 628-like
Biological process (GO): regulation of transcription by RNA polymerase II
Molecular function (GO): RNA polymerase II cis-regulatory region sequence-specific DNA binding; DNA-binding transcription factor activity
Source: RefSeq, a predicted model, not a curated record